CAGAACAACGAUUUGAGGCUGCUGGAGUCAACGGAGUCGGAACACCAGAUCAGCACCGCGCUGCCCGCGCCGCCCGAUAUACCAUGUCGCUGCCACGACAGUUUAUAUUUGCUAAUCAGGAGCUGUCGAAGCUGGACGGCGGCGUGCUGGGCUCGUCCGCGCCGCCCGCGCCGCUGCCCGUCGCCUGCUCUAUCGAAAUGGACGCCGACCCCAUCACUGAGGCGAUCCUGUCCCCGGAGCUGUCGGGCUCACUGCUGUCAGUGCACUCGGCGCCGCCGGAGCAGGGCGAGCGGGAACCGCGGGAGAGACCACACAGCCUACUCCUAGAGCUGCCGCUGGCUACUCAAGUGGGUGCGUACCUCUCGGCGAUGUCGCCGACGGAGCAGGAGGAGGACUCGCUGCUGACGCUGUCGUCCGUCACGGCGCGCCCGCUGCUCGCCGCCUCCCGCAACCUGCGCCCGCACACGCGCACGCCGCCCGAGUCGAGUUCAGCGCUAGACGGCGGGUACGGGUGGGUGGUGGUGUUCGGCGCGUUCCUGGUGCAGUUCUGGGUGGCGGGGCUGUUCAAGUCGUACGGCGUGCUGUACGUCGAGAUCAUGGAGACGUUCCCCGACAGCUCCGAGUCCGUCGCCUCCUGGAUCCCCGCCGCGCUCUCCACGCUGUGUUUGGCUCUGGCGCCGCUGUCGUCGGCCCUGUGCGAGAAGUACUCGUGCCGGCUGGUGGUGUUCGUGGGCGGGCUGUUCUGCGGCGCGGGGCUGGCGCUGUCGUACUUCAGCUCGGGGCUGCUGCAUCUGCUGCUGACGUUCGGCGUGAUGACCGGCAUCGGCGGCGGGCUCUCCACCACGCCGGGCAUCGUCAUCGUCUCCCAAUACUUCGACAAGCAUCGAGCACUGGCGAACGGCAUAUGCGUGAGCGGGACAGCGGCAGGCAGCUUCGUGUUCCCGAUGCUGAUAGAGAAACUAGUGGAUACUUAUGGACUACACGGAACUGUGCUUUUACUUGGUGGCGGCAUGCUGCACGUGUGCGUGUCGGCGACGCUGUACCGACCGCCGCCCGCGCCGCCCACUCCCGCCGCGCCCCCCGCCCCCUACACGCCCGCCACCACCACCACCGAGAACACCACGCUGCUCGACCUCCCUUCCGGUAAGGAGGUGUCGGACAACAGGCUUCACAAUCUGUUCCACCCGGAGGAGCGCAAGGGCUCGCUGCUGGAGGACAAGCGCGGCUACCUCACCGAGAUCAUACACCCCAGCCUGCUAGAGGUAGCUCGGCCGCCGCUGCAGUCGCAGCUGUCAGACUCGGAGGACUCGGAAGGACUGGAUGUUUUGGGUGUUGUUGGCGUGCCGCGCGGCGUGGUGCGGCUGCGGCUGCGGCCGACGCGGUCGUCGUCGAUCCUGCACUCGGUGGAGGACCUGUCCACCGACAGCACCUGCGUCUACAAGGCCACGCAGCGGAAACUCAGCCGAUCUCUAUACAUAAAGCCGCCGCUGCCGUGUCGCAUCGUGCCCAGCAAGGUGGUGGAACCGGAACAGAAGGAGGAGCAGAAGAAACCGGAAGUUGAGAUUAAAGAGGAAAACAAGAGAUGUUGCGGACAGAUUUCCAAAUACCUGGACGUGUCGCUGCUGCGGUCGUGGCGGUUCGGGCUGCUGUGCGCGUCGGUAGCUCUCAUGUCGUGCGGCUCGCCGUACGCGCUCUACUACCUGCCCGCCUACACCGUCGCCCGCGGACACUCCAAGUCCGCCGCCGGUCACCUGGUGGCGAUCAGCGCGGUGCUGGACCUGUGCGGGCGGCUGGGGCUCGGCUACCUGUGCGACCUGCACCUGUUUUGCAGGAGAAAGGCAUAUAUCAUCAGCAUCCUUGUGGCGGGAGCGGCGGUGCUGAGUCUACCCAGCUUAACCUCAUGGUGGGCGCUGGCCGUUGCAUCAGGCGCGUACGGGCUGUGCCUGGGGUGCUGGUUCCUGCUGGUGCCGGUGCUGCUGGCGGACUCGUUCGGCACGGCGCGCAUCGCCUCCUCGUACGGCCUCGUGCGCAUGUUCCAGUCCCUCGCCGCCGUCUCCGUGCCGCCCACCGCUGGAUUACUGCGUGACGUCACAGGCGGGUACUCGUGGUGCUUCUACGGCAUGGGUUCCUGCAUGGUGCUGGGCACCAUCCCCGUGCUGGCCUUCCACCUCACCGCUCGCGAAGAGGAGGAGACAGAGUGAAGAGACUAUAACUGUAUGAAGACAAGAAGACAAUGUUAAUGGAACACCAUUUGAAAUGACAUGCGGUAAAUGAACAUCAAUUGCCGUAAGAUUUAAAGCUAUCUUUCAUGCCAAAUCGUUCUGUAUAUUGUACGAACUUGUUGUGUAAGUUAAGCACUGUGACAAGGUCCUCUUAAAGUGUAUCCAAACGGAAGGAUCUAAUGCCGCCAUCUUGUAAAAUGGCACAUAAUGGAUCUGUGACCAUGCCCUCCUGCUAAUGUCAUCGUAUAGGUCCUUGCAGCACUGUAACAAGUUAUACUCUGAAGUUGGUUGCAAGUUACCAAAACUUGAGCUAGCUCAGCUAACUUGGAGUCUUUUGGCUGUUGAUUCUGAAAAAAUCCUUUUCAUCUGCAACUAAAUGUAGCAUUUGAUUUGAGCUUCCUCUACAGGGAAUCAAUAAUACUCACAUACGCAUAUAAUUCUAAUACCUUUAGAACUUGUCCAUAGACUAUACCAAUUGGAUGCGUAUACCUAAUUUAUAUGACCUCCCUCUAAACUCACAGGAUCUGACUUUUUUAACAAUCUAAAGGUGGCUUUUCGAUCCUCGCGACACGCAACCGCGACG
Aricia agestis (brown argus) is the source of this 2805-nucleotide messenger RNA. RefSeq names its product monocarboxylate transporter 12 (gene Sln). Gene Ontology annotation, molecular function: monocarboxylic acid transmembrane transporter activity. Gene Ontology annotation, biological process: transmembrane transport; monocarboxylic acid transport. NCBI's taxonomy places the organism in Eukaryota, Metazoa, Arthropoda, Insecta, Lepidoptera, Lycaenidae. The transcript has 17 exons. Bases 84 to 2201 code for a protein of 705 amino acids. The record is from RefSeq and is a predicted model, not a curated record.